AUCGUUUACCAUUUGCUUAGCGCCUAGGAGGAGCAAGUAGCUAAUUUAUGAAAUGCUGUGUAGGCCAGUAAAAUUGUUUUCUAUUAACCCUUUUUUACCUCUAGUCAAAAACUCAAAAGUCAAAGCCCUACUGCACAAAAGAACACUAAAUUUUUUUUCUUCCUCUUCCGAAAAUCGAAACUCUCAAUGUCCGCCGCGAGAUCCUUCCUCCGCUCCGGUGCCGGCCGAGCUGCCGCUUCCGCGUUGAGGUCGACAAAUCCGGCCCCAGCUUCUGCGCGGUCUUCGUUUAGGAUGCCUAAACAGAGCCCUCUCUCUCACCGCGUUUUCAGAUCUCCGGUGGCAUUGAGCUGCUGCGUCGAGACGAUGCUUCCGUACCACACGGCCACUGCAUCUGCUUUGCUCAAUUCCAUGCUUUCAGUUUCACCCCGCUCCGUUUGGACACUCGGAGAUUGCAAUGAUGAUGCAUGAUGAAUUUCAAAUGGAGAGUGCCGGAAUGGAUGCAGAUGAAUAAUGAAGUGAAGUUUUUUGUUUGAACUAUGUAAAGAAUCUUAAGUGACAGUAAUCGAGUCAUGUUUCUUCUUAGGUCAUAAGAUCUGCUUUUAACACCUUCACGAUUGUCCACUAGGAUUAGUUGCCAUGUCAGUUCCGGAUAUAAGUACAAAAACAGACCCAAUUCGAGCUUCCGUUUUAGGGGUUCUUUCACAUUCAAAAUAUAGAAACUUGAAGUCGCAAUUGGCUAUCGUAUUUUGAUCAAUGGCA
Eutrema salsugineum is the source of this 759-nucleotide messenger RNA. RefSeq names its product protein NUCLEAR FUSION DEFECTIVE 6, chloroplastic/mitochondrial. The transcript is spliced from 3 exons. Lineage: Eukaryota; Viridiplantae; Streptophyta; Magnoliopsida; Brassicales; Brassicaceae. The record is from RefSeq and is a predicted model, not a curated record. Gene Ontology annotation, cellular component: mitochondrion. The coding region runs from base 187 to 468 and encodes 93 amino acids.